UUUGAAAGCUGAUGUCAAGAAAUUGAAUCAUAUCUCUUUUUCAUUCAUAUUUCACAAGUCAAAAAAAACAAAGAAACAUGACUUUAACUGCUAAAAUAGUCCGAGUUGUAGUACUUUUAUUAUUUGUGACGAAGUUUUGUCUAUGUAAAGCAAAAGCAAAAAAUAAAGAGUUUUGCUUAGAUGAUGACGCUGUGAUACAUAGGAUAUUAGAUUUAUCUUAUGUACAAUGUCAAGAAGAAUGUGGUAAGAGGCGACAUUGUAAAGCAAUCAACUACAGGCGGUCAUUUAACCUGUGUGAGCUACUGGGGACCGAUAAAGAACAAGGCAGUAAAGCAGACAAAGUCCAAAGAAAACAAGCGUGCAUAUUUUUGAAGAAAACGGAAAUGUCAGAUAAAGUCAUUAAGGGAUGUGAUUGUCCUGACGGGACGACCUGCAAUCCGGUAACAAAGACAUGCGUAGUAACUGAAUGCUCGAAGAUUGUGGUAACCAAUGCUGAACUGUUCGGUAACAUGCACUCUAUCGGUUCACGUGUGAGAUUCAGGUGUAACAAGGGAUACGUUGAUGUGUCGAACGUAAUGAAUGCUGUUUGUGAAGCAUCCGGUCAAUGGUCAUACAAACCAAACUGUAUCAGAGAUUGCGGUACAGCCCCAAACAUUGAAAACGCUCAUGUGAUAAGUGGUGGUGAUAUAACGACAGAGGGCGCAGUUGUUCAAUACCAAUGUUUGUCAGGGUAUACAUUCAACGGCAAUCCGGGUACCUUGACGUGCACAGCAGACGGAAUAUGGUUUGACCAAGCUAAUGUCGUCUGCAAUCAAGAAGAGGACGAUUAAGAGAUGGACGAUCAACAAUAACUUGAAAAGGAACAAUACACACUUUCUUUUACCAUUUCGGGUACAUUUUACGUCUACAAAUUCUUUACAGAUUAGAAUUCACAGUACACCUAGACGAUCUUUCGCCUUUAAAUUUUUCAUCUGUUCAUUCAUUUUAUAUUCCACGAUCAAUAAACUCUAAUAUUUUCAACGCAUUAGACUUUCCCCUAUAAAACAUACCAUUCUAAAGAAAUAUAAUAUCACUCAUACAAAUUAUCCUCAUAUAUCAUGAGUGUAUACUUCUAAUAAUAUGUGUAAUUCUAAGAGAUGCGGAUGUUGUAACUUUUUAUCGCACAGAUCUACAAAUAACCUCUAUUGUCAAUGAGAGAACAUUUAAUAUUAUUUUAAAUACAGAUAUUGACUGAAAAGCAACUCAUUUUGUUUAUGUUUUAACUUGAAACACCCCUGGGUGCGGCAUACAGUAUGUUGGUCAGACAGGACGUUCUCUUAAAAUUCGAUUCCGUGAACGUUUUUUAUAAAAUGAGAAAUCGCACAAAAUUUACAACUUUUCUAUAUUAACAUUUUCGUAAAGAUGGUCAUUCAUUUUAAAAAUGUUUCAA
Molecule: messenger RNA, 1429 nt
Organism: Ruditapes philippinarum (Manila clam)
Lineage: Eukaryota; Metazoa; Mollusca; Bivalvia; Venerida; Veneridae
Product: sushi, von Willebrand factor type A, EGF and pentraxin domain-containing protein 1-like
Exons: 5
Coding region: 78-830 (250 amino acids)
Source: RefSeq, a predicted model, not a curated record